Messenger RNA from Neoarthrinium moseri, 765 nucleotides. RefSeq lists its product as uncharacterized. The transcript has a single exon. The coding region runs from base 1 to 765 and encodes 254 amino acids. The record is from RefSeq and is a predicted model, not a curated record. NCBI's taxonomy places the organism in Eukaryota, Fungi, Ascomycota, Sordariomycetes, Amphisphaeriales, Apiosporaceae.
AUGGGCAGAGUUUUGAGGAAGAGGCGGCCAAGUAGGCGGCCGCCAAGGGUGCUCCAGAUCCUCGCCGUGGCCUCGACUGCAUCGGCCUUGUCGCUGGCCAACUUCCAACUUAUUACGUCGAACGCGAUACCGUCUCCAUGCAUAGUGGCAUACAACUCACAGAUCAGUGGAUGUACGAACACCGAUUUCACCAAUGGCAACAGAUGUUCGAACAGCUGCAUUAAUGGCUUGGCGAGCGUGUCGUCAAUCGUCAACGCCAUCUGUGGUGGUCUCAACGUCAACCCGCAAUCCUUACUAGGCUUGACGCUGGACGGGUUGCUGUUGGAAACCCUCUGUCCGGGGUCAAACGUCGACACGACAACAGUGAGAGUGACUGUUCAGCCUUCGAGGACUAGCUCAAUAGCGACGACCUCAAGCCCGCCACCCGCGAUCAUCACUUCCGAAGUCCCACCCCCGGCUACCACAUCAACAGAUAUCGAGACCACCUCGAGCGAUGGGGGCGAUGACCCGCCAACUGAGACCAGCACCGCGGUGCAAACAUCAGAAGUUACUGCGACAACCACGAGCGCCUCGUCACAGGUCACACAAGUGACAAACACACAGUCUAAUAACCCACCAACCGACGGGCCGACUGGAGCUACCGAGCCAGGAGGAGGAAGCCCAUUCGACACCGUCGUACAGGCCCAAGCCGCAGUGUCCUCUAUAGUUCGGACUACGAACCCAUUGUUCUUGGCCGCGGGUGUCGCGCUAUUAUUGACAUUAUAG